Molecule: messenger RNA, 8845 nt
Organism: Strongylocentrotus purpuratus (purple sea urchin)
Lineage: Eukaryota; Metazoa; Echinodermata; Echinoidea; Camarodonta; Strongylocentrotidae
Product: cadherin EGF LAG seven-pass G-type receptor 2
Exons: 32
Coding region: 9-5426 (1805 amino acids)
Biological process (GO): cell surface receptor signaling pathway; adenylate cyclase-activating G protein-coupled receptor signaling pathway
Cellular component (GO): membrane
Molecular function (GO): calcium ion binding; G protein-coupled receptor activity
Source: RefSeq, a predicted model, not a curated record
GUGUAAACAUGGGGACAGCAACCUGUAUGUUCCGGAUGAUCAUGGUGACCCACGACAUGCUGUUCAGUAGUGUGACUGUCCAGGUAGAAGACAUGCAGUCCCACGAGUUCCUUACUCCGAAGCUGCUCCAAUUCAUUGAUGCCCUCGCUGGUAUCAUCCCUGCCAACCAGGACCUGGUCUACCUCUUCAGCAUCAAAGACGAGGAAACCAUGAUCCUCAACAUCACCUUUGCGGCGCAACGUCCCGAUGGCUCCUUCUUUAGCUCCCAGUACCUGCAGGAGAGGGUCUACCUCAAGCGCAGCCAGCUCUCUGAGGCGCUAGGUGCUACUGUUCUUCCAUUUGGCGAUAACCUUUGCCUCAACGAGAUAUGCAGUGACUUCUACCAGUGCAUUGCACCUCUCGUCUUCUGGACACCUGGUGGUUUCAUCGCAACAACAUCAGUCAUCUUCCGUUCCAUCCAUCCUGAGACUAUCUACAAGUGCGACUGUCCUCCAGGAUUCACAGGGAACUACUGUAUGACAGAGAUCAACUUCUGCUACUCCAACCCCUGCAUGAACCAAGGGGUGUGCGUUCAGAAGGAAGCUGGAUACACAUGCCUGUGCCAAGAAGGAUUUAUAGGAACCAACUGUGAGAUUGAUAGCGGUACAGAGCGCUGCACGGGCUCAACAGAUAGCAUCUGCAAGCAUGGAGGUACAUGUCGAAACUUUCUCAACGGGGGCUUCGAUUGUAGCUGUCCCAACCCGUACGAGUUUGAUGGUCCUUUCUGCGAGGUUCGGACGCGGAAUUUUCCGCCUAAAUCAUUCAUGAUGUUCUGGUCGCUGAGUCAGAGAGUGAGGCUCCAACUGUCUGUCAGCUUUUCCUCCACGGAGCCCAACGGACUGAUCUUCUACAAUGGCCGCUACAACCAGCAGCAUGACUUCAUCGCCCUGGAGAUCGUCAACAGCCAGGUUCGAUUCUCCUUCUCCACCGGUAGCAUUGUCACCACGGUAACCGCAUCCAGACAGGGAGGAGUCAGCGAUGGGGAGUGGCACACUGUUGCGAUUGAUUACAAUUUUAGGACUGCAAGGAUUAUUCUGGAUGAUUGUGAUCCUGCUGUAGCCCUUGACAAUGGCCACCAGUUUGAUGACUUUACUUGCGCUGCAGAAACACAGUUCCUUGGAGAACUCAGAUUCCUGGACCUCAAUGGACCCUUCAUCAUUGGCGGUCUCCCAGAGCUUCCCAGUGAGUUCCCUGUGGAGAAUACUGACUUUGACGGCUGCCUGCGUGACAUCUACAUCAACAACGAGCUCCUGGAUCUUGCCACCAAUGUGGAGGACUACAACACGGAGCCGGGCUGCCCUCACAAGGCCAACUUCUGCGAGAGCGACCCCUGUCAUACUGGAGGGUCCUGUGAGAACGGUUGGGACCGCUACCAUUGCCAUUGCUCUAGUGGCAGUGGAGGAGUCAAUUGCCAGGAAGCCUUGUCCACCCCCAUUCGCUUCAUCGGUGAGAGCUACAUGAGAUUUGAUCUUACGCAUACCGUCAGCCUGCCCUGGACCAAUCGGGUUGUGUUUCGCACCGGCCAGCCCAAUGGCGUCCUCAUGUUUAUCCAACUGUCAAACAACAUCAACAUUCGCAUUGAGCUUGUUGAAGGCCACCUUCACUAUGUGACCAGUUCAGUGGAUGUCCAGCUUGACCAGGUCACAUUCAAUGACCGAGAGUGGCAUGACAUCAAGGCAGAAUGGAAGAACGAUAAAAUCAAGCUCUCCUCGGACUUUGACAAAUACAAAACGUCUGUGCAUGCGACUGAUGCUAUCAAUGGAAAGACAGUAGAGAGAGUGGAUCUAGGCGGGAGGCUGACUGAUAAUGGCAUGUACAAUGCUUUCACAGGAUGCAUGCAGGGUAUGUCUAUCGGUGAAAGGCCCCUGGACCCAUCUACUGUGGAAGGUGUUAACAUUGAGGAGGGAUGUAAUGUCCCUAGAGCAUGUGAGACUGCCAAGUGUCCAAUCCACAGUGUUUGUGUGGAUCUGUGGGAUGCGAAUGAAUGCCAGUGUAAUAAAGGUUACGUCGGUCCCGACUGUGUAUCGGCCUGCGACCUGCGCGUCUGUGAGCAUGGCUCCUCUUGCACGCUUGACUCGUCCUCAGAAUUCGGCUACACCUGUUCCUGCUCUGACCUCUACUACGGAGACCACUGUGAGAACAUCAUCAACGAGUGUGCGGACGACUGGUGGGGUCACCAGAUCUGUGGCCCUUGCGAGUGCGAUGAGGAGAUGGGCUUCGAGUCUGCCUGUAACAAGACAACCAGCGAGUGCUACUGUGCGGAGCACUCGUACCGACCAUCUGACAGCGAUACCUGCUUUCCUUGUAACUGCUAUGAGAUUGGCUCCCUAGGCCAGGAUUGUAACCAGGAGACCGGGGCUUGUACCUGUAAGAGGGGUGCCAUCGGUAGACGAUGUGAUGAAUGUGUUGACCCACAUGCUGAGGUCACUCUCAGGGGUUGUGAAGUGGUGUAUGACUCAUGUCCCAAGCGUUUUGCCGAGGCUCUGUGGUGGCCAAGAACCAAGUUUGGAAAGACGGCUACCUUGGACUGUCCUGGAGAGAGCUACGGCUUUGCCACCCGUUACUGCGAUUUAGAGACGAACUGGCAGACACCCAGUCUCUUCAACUGUACCUCAGACAAUUUCCUUCAACUGCAGAAUAUACUGCAAACUCUGCAGAAUGGUCAGAAACUAUACCCAGAGGUAUCCUUUAACAUCGCCAUGCAACUCCAGGAAGCCACAAACGAGACAGAUCUUUUCCAUGGGAAUGAUAUCAACAUUGCUUACCAGGUCUUAGGCUACCUUCUCAGACAUGAAAGUAAGCAAGUGGGACUGAAUGUGACUGCCACCAUCAUGAAGUCCUUUACAAAGAACAUUGUUGAAACAGUGAGUCGCCUGUUUGAGCCUCAGAACCGUAUUCAUUGGGAGAUGAUUCAGCAGACUUCAAGGGGGACGGCUGAGAUCAUGGAGGACAUGGAGAAGUUUGCUCUCAACAUCGCUAAAUUCACGAACUCAUUCUCCUACACUCCAGAGUUCUCCAUCAUCACCCCUAAUAUCAUCAUGCACCAUGACAUCAUCCUGCGAGAUAACUUCUCCAUGAGGGCCGUUCCUGAGUACGAGAUGGAGACCCUUCUUUCUCUUGAAGACAACUCUCAAGUCCACAUCCCCGGUGACCUGGUCAAGCCACGGACAGAGAUUGAUGACCCCAACCAGAUCUCCGUCACCAGUAAUGUUGCCGUGACAGCCUUCAUCCUCUACUCCACCUUGCAGAAUCUUCUCCCAAACAGCACCAAGGACAAUGUCAGGAAACCUACCAAUGAUGUUGGCCAGAUCAUUGACUCACCAGUGGUAUCCUUCUCCAUCUAUGAUGAGCUGGCCAAUGGUACCCUUCCUGACCCUCUUCUUACUCCAGUCAUCGUAGAGUUCCAGUCUAUAGAUGCAGUCAACAGGAGUGGACCACAGUGUGUCUAUUGGGACUUUGAAUUCAAUAAUGGUACUGGUGGAUGGUCUACCUAUGGCUGUGAGCUGAGUGGUUAUAACAGAACUCACAUCAACUGCUCCUGUUCUCAUCUCACUAACAUAGCAGUCAUCAUGGACAAUGCACCUUACAUGUAUGUGGAGGAAGUGAUGAUCACCCUGUCCAUAGCUGUCUACAUAGGUGUGGGUAUUGCCAUCUUGUGUCUCCUCAUCACCUUCCUGACUCUCCUGGGUGUGUCCAACCUACACACCAACCUCAACAGUAUCCAUAUCAACCUCUGCUUCGUCCUCAUCGCGGCGGAGGUCACCUUCGGUGUAGGCAUCAGUACAGAAAACAAUUAUGCCUGCACAGCAGUGGCCAUCAUUCUUCACUACGCCCUCCUGGCUGCGUUUGGAUGGAUGUUUGUUGAGGGUGUCCAUCUCUAUCGCAUGAUGACAGAGAUCAGAGACAUCAACACCGGUCCCAUGACCUACUCCUAUGUCCUAUCCUAUGGUCUGUCGGCUCUCAUCGUUGGACUGGCUGUACCUCUCAGUAACAUCAACUAUGGGUCCCAGGUCAACAGCAGGAAUGAACACUUCUGUUGGUUUUCUGUUGACGACUUGUUGAUUUGGAGCUUUGCUGGACCAGUUCUUGCAGUAGUGGCAAUGAAUAUGGUGGUGAUCUUCCUAGCAAUCAUGGAGUCCUGCAGAUCAGCUAACAAGAACCCAGAGUUUGGAAAAUUGAGGUCUGGUAUCCGAUCCGCCGGCAUCCUUCUACCUCUGCUUGGCAUCACAUGGGUGUUUGGUUUGCUUGCUGUCAAUCAAACUCUCAUCAUCUACCAGUAUCUCUUUGCUAUCUUUAAUAGCAUCACAGGACUAGCUAUACUCCUAUUCCACUGUGGCCUGGAUUAUAGGGUACGGAAUGAGUGGUGUAGAUGUUGCCACAGGAUGCAAGGAAAACAAUACAAACCAGAAAUUAAUACCAGCACGAACUCGCGAUCUGCACUGACAUACAGUAAAAACGAUUCCGUUGGCACGCCAGGCAGAUACAACAUUGGCAUAUCGACAGCGUCGGUAGGUGCAAGUAGCCGUUCAUCGAAGCUGAGUAUUAACCCCCAUACUUACCGACCCGAUGGCUACCUGCGCAAGACGGCCAGCACGACCACCACUUCCCCCUCUAACCAUUUUGACUAUGUGCCGUCAUACUACAAAAAUAAUGCAGAAACAAAUUUAGAUGCAGCUCAUAUGGGUAUGAUGGGACACACCAAUCCUGUUAUGAAUGUAUUAGAAGCAGUGUAUACCUUUCCAAAGGAAUGGCCUGCCUUACCAUAUAACGACUCUGAUUCUGACAGCGAUGCGUCGGUUCAGCGCCAGAGAGACAGUAUGUCCUUAGCAUCAUCUCACUCUUCAGAUGAUGAGGAGUUGGCUCCCCUCCCUAAUAAAGAACAGUGGAAGAGCACACCCAAGAAAGUCAAUUUACCAGAUAAUAUUCCUCAAACUGUGAUAGCACCGGUCCAUAGUACACCUAAAGUAAAACCUUCACCAGAAAUGCUUCACAAGAAAAUCUAUUCUGGGGAUAUCUUAACAAGUGAUAAUGAGACGCGACAUAGAGCAGAGCUCAAGAUAUUAGAUCCUAAACUCCCUCCCCCAGAGAGUGAUAGAGAGGGGAGCCAAUACAGUGGCAGUGUGUCAGGAAGCCGGACACACCUACCAGCUGUCUCCCAGCGUCCAGACAUCCUGCCCUUGAAGGGUAUCAUGAAGACCCCUGGUAGCUCCCACAAGGGCUCACCCAACACCUCUAGCAGCUCACAUAGUAGCCUGGCCAAGAUUCCGGCCGAUGUCAUCGGACACCAGGACAAGCUGACCGUCCGACCCGCUGGCGGUCAGGGCGACAACGAUUCAGAUUAUGUUGAUAUAACAUCUGGUGGCAGCAGCAACGAGACAUCUGUAUGACAGUAGUAACCGCUGACAAACCGCAGUUGAUGGAGUAUACAAUUUUCAACCAACGAGGGGGCUAUUGCAAAUCUACUUGUACAGAUAGGCUAAUUUAGAAGUUCCGAACCGAGGACAAACUGGAAUAUUUUAAUCGAGAGUGAAUCACUCUUGAAAGUUAAUAUCAAAGUGUACAGUUUUCUUACUUGUGUAUUUAGCCUGUAUUUGCUCAAAUAUAACUGUUGUAAACCAUGUGCAAAUGAUGUCUAUAUGAAAUGCAUGUAAAUUGUACUAUGAUAAGGAUAAGUGGCAUUGAAUAUUUUUUAAAUGUCACGUAUCGAAAGAUUUUGUUUGUUUCUUUCAAGAGGGUGUCUAUGAUUUGAUCUGAAAUCUUUUGAUAUUUGAAUGAAUUUAAUGAGUAAUUUAUUAAGAUAUAUUGAUUUCUCUAAAUGUAUGCUUUUUUGAUAGUACGAAAUGAAAUAACCAUGUCCAUCAAAUUUCUGACAAGUACAUGACGUGAUAUGUAAAUUAUUUGUACAGUACUAGUUAAGAAAAGUUCUCUUAAUGUAAGAAGUACAAGUUGAUGAUGAGGAAAGACCUUUCUGCCACAUGUAAAUUGAUUCAAGUUAAUCAUCUGUCUUGUGUACCAUACCACAUGAGAAUCAAUGAAAGCAAAAUAACAUAGUGACCGAAUUUGAGAACCAUGGCCGAGUUCUGCCACUUCAUGGCGUGAUCAUCAUCAAUGAUUCAGUGUUUUUUUAAUAGAAAGAAUGUGCACAGCUUUGGUUGUGUUGAGAAUAUCAAGCCUCGAAAUGUCAACAAAGGCAGGUCUGUCAAAAAACAUAAAAAUGUAAUUAUCCAAUAAAAUAAUCAGUGAUGCAAAUAAGUUGAUGUUAUCUAUACAGUUUAAUGAUUAUUUCAUCCAUCAUAAUUCAGUGAUGUUUUACUCUUGCAAUGCUUGUACAAAAUUGAUUUCUUUUAAAAUGUGUGUGUUUCUUCAAAAUCACUGCUAAGCAGCAUUUUCUUUGAUUUUUGUCUGUCUUUAUUGUUUUUAUUUAUUAUUACUAUUUUUGCUAUAAACAUUCUUAUGUAAUCAUGUGUGUUUGAACUAGGUAUGAAUUAUUGCACUAGCUACCAUGAUAAUUAUCAUUUUGUUGUAUAAAAUGCCUUGCCAUGUUUAAAGUAUUUGUAUAUUUUGGUUAGCACAUUUCUUAAAUAGAUAUAUUGAUUUCCUAAUGUUGAAAGCGAUGGAAGAGACAGUUUCAGAUAUAGCUAGAUCUUCAGGAGUUUCUAGCACUCCUGAUUUGUGUAAUUAUAUAACUCCAUGUAGCUUAUUUCUCCAGUUGAAGUUUAUUUUUUAGAUGGAUAGAACAAAUAUUCACCUUACCCUGUAUUCACAACUAUGGAAAUGAUUUGUAUAAAUUUGUAUUAUUUUUGCAUGAAAAAUGGCCAAAGACUUCCUAUUUUAAGGCAAUAGACCAUUUAAUAAUGCCAGCACAGCUGUAAAAAAAAUAGAACCAAAUGUCCCUUGUGUCACCUUUAUUGAUGUCUGAUUUGCAUAAUUCCAGAAAGCUGCAUGUGAUGCAGAAUUGCACAAGAAUGAAUAUGAAUCUGUGAAAUAAUUUUCUGUUGGUUGUUCUGUAUUCAUGGUGUCGGGGGGACUACUAAUAUGGUCUUCCCUUUCUGAAAUUUCUUAGAUGCCAAACCACUUUUUGGCGGAAAUUAACAACCAGACUUUCUGCAGUAACAUAAUGAAACUGUGAAAGAGCCAUAAUAGGUAGGACACGUUUUAGGUGACAGAUACAAAACAGGGAAUGUUGGACGUAUUACAGUGCCUGUAUUCACUCUGUACUUAAAUAUAAGGUCACAAUUAUUUCAUCUCUGUUUACUCUUUAAAUUUCAGCGACGUUUUUACCACUUAGUCUCUACUGUGUGAAAUAUUUCUUCAGAAUUGAUCAUUAUUUGUUGCAAUUCUACCUUUUUUCUUUUGUUUGUAUAUGGUCGUGCUACGACUUUUGAGUUUUGAUACCUUGUGCUGUGUAACAGAUUACUAAAUAAUUAAUGGUACUAAGAUUUCCUCUUUCAAAAUACAAUGAUCAUGAUGUGUACUUAUAUUUGGUACAUGUGCUUGUAAAUAUUGGUUUUAAAUGAAUGUAUUGUAAAUGUCAAGAAAUAUUUGUAUUCUAUGUGCAGAUGUUAUAGCAUCGGCUGCAUUUUGUAAGAUAAAAGAAAGAUGCUUAAAUGUAUAAGUCACAAGACACCUAAUGGAGGACGAAUACUGUAUGACACUGAAUUUGAAGAAGACAAUAUUUGAUAAUGGAGAAUAAGAAAUUGAAUAGUCAAUAGAACAGUUUUCAAAUCUUUAUUAUUUGCAUUUGAAUAUGAAUUUUGUUUGUAUUUCUCUUUUGUCAUUUUAAAUGCUUGAAUUGAUUUAAUACUUGAAUGUAAUUUGUGAUUUCUUCUGAAAAUAUGAUUUGAAUUAUGCAAUUUUGUUAUCUUCCAUUCAAAAUGACUCAGUGAGCAUCCAAGUUAGGCUUCCUGCAUUUCAUUCUUUCUUUCUUUAUGUUCUUAUUUGUUACAUUUUUGCCCAGAAAAUAAGUUUGAUGUCAAUGUUUGUAUUCAUUAGAAGUUAAUAAGUUAAGUAGCAAGACAUCACUGUAAGAAUUAAAUAGAUAUCUUCUGUUCAGACUCAGAAGGGUGUUAGCUCAUGUACACAUAUUUAAUUCCCUUCGACUCCAAGCAGACCAUAUCUUUCUCUUUUUUCUCUCUCUCUCUCUCUCUUCACCAUGCACAAGCAUAGAUUUGCACAUUUAGAUAGGGGAGUUGAUAAAGAUAAUUAUAGAUAGACAGGUAAGAUUUAAACACCACUUUCUUCCUUUUAAAAGAUAGUAACUGAAGGCCCUUGCACAUUGCAAAGAAUAAUUUGGCAUACGAUUUGUUUUUGUUUACAGAUUGUAGCCAUUUAUCCUUCUCUGUAUAGUAAAAUUGAAAACCUUAUCAUUUGAAGAUGAUUGUCAUCUUUCUUCCUUCUCAUUCUUCUUCCAUUAAGAAAUUUAAAGAAAAGCAACACUUUGGUCAGCCUUUAUGAGCACCUGUUUUUAAUACUGUUAUAAUGUGUGUCUUAAAAAUAUGACUGAUGUUUUCACAAGACAAUGAUCAUUGGAUUAACAUUUCUUGUUGAAUUUAAGUUUAACCAAUGUUGUGUCUUAAGAAGAGAAAUGACUUUGUAUUCCUUGUGUUGAUCAUAAACCCUGUAGAAAACUGACUAGCUAACCAAUGACUGUACACUGUGCUCUUGUAGUCUCUAUGGAAGAUAUGUUCAAAUGUAGUCACUUCUUUUUGGACUGUCGGUUGUUCACUUGUCUUGCUUAGCUUGCUGUAGAUGUAAGAUAAAAAAACUGAGAAUUAAAAAAUGCAGUCAUUCUUGUCAAAAAUUGAAA